GACGUCCCAAAAUAAAGCCGCGCGCAACGCGUCGCGUCUGCAGACCUGGGAUCGGUCGCGAUGGAAGACGCUCUGGCCAAAAUCCCCGUGGUCGAGAUCGAUCCAGAAGGAACCUUCAAGUACAUCCUGCUGAGAGUGAGCGUGAAAGACGGCGAUGCGCACAAAGACGUGGUCCGCGGCACAAAAAGCGCAGAGUACCACAAUCACAUCUUUGAGAAGGUAAACCCGGCCAUGGAGGCCUUGGGGAUGGAGUGUAAAUGCCUCGGAGGAGGGAAGAUCGAGCACAACAGCCAAGAGAAAAAGAUCAAGGUCUUCGGAGAAUCUACUGCAUUUGGUAAAGCAGACCAUUCCGUGUCCGUGGAGAAGUUGAAGAGUGCCUUCGGCGACUAUGAGAUCAGCUGGUCCGACGACAAGAAAUGAGCCUACGUCUCAUUUGAAAUACCAGCCUUCGUUCAUUAGUUCCAAAUAACCCCUUGUGUAGGACAUUUGUUUAAGUGAAGUACGCCGCUAUGCGUCAUCUAAAAGGUUUUUUUGACCUUACUUUAGCAUUUUUAUUUGAAUCGAGCCCAAUUUUCCAAUAGAAUGAUUCAUCUUCUUUUUGCUUGAGGCCUGACUGAUUUUAUCAGGAUUGAAGGCCGCUUGCCAAGCGUAAAGUCCAUGCAGGAAGGGGUGAGCCACUUGGAAACGUUAACGUAUCCUGUUGCUCUGAGGGAAAGUUUGGUGUUUAAAAAAAAAAGGCCGAAACGGAUCAGAGGGUCUGGCAUGUUAAAAGCUUUGUAUUUACAAUAAUAAAACUCCAGCAGAGUUCCACAGGGCUUUAAAGACAAUACAAUAAUAUAAGAUCUAACAAUGAGUGACAAGAAUAACAAAAAACAUUGAUUAAAAAAAUCCCAGUUUACUUGAACUCUGUUUUCUUACUCGGUCCUGAAUAAUGAAGCAUAGUCAAAGCAGAACUGCUUACUAACUCUGUAGAUUUUUGGGUGACAUUCAUGCCCUCACACAUCAUUGAUUGAUGCACUGUGACUUUAUUAAUCCCGCAAUUUGAACUAUUUUGUGCACAAAGGAAAUUGAUUCAAAUAAUAUUGUUAGAGGUGGUUAACGGCUCCAAAACACUCUUUGAAACGAACUAUGACUACGUCUUAAAAAAUGAAAUGCAUUUUGAGGACAUUCCCAAAGCACACUGUAUAAUUUCCGUGUUUGUAUUCAUUUGUUAAUACAAACCCUGAAGCCGAUGUCAUGACAUUAGUUUUACAGGCAUUUGCACACUGUUUUUACUAAACCAAUCUAGAUACAAAUUAAGAG
Pungitius pungitius (ninespine stickleback) is the source of this 1302-nucleotide messenger RNA. The record is from RefSeq and is a predicted model, not a curated record. Gene Ontology annotation, cellular component: cytosol. Gene Ontology annotation, biological process: peptidyl-histidine dephosphorylation. The transcript is spliced from 3 exons. The coding region runs from base 61 to 420 and encodes 119 amino acids. Gene Ontology annotation, molecular function: protein histidine phosphatase activity. NCBI's taxonomy places the organism in Eukaryota, Metazoa, Chordata, Actinopteri, Perciformes, Gasterosteidae.